Neoarius graeffei (lesser salmon catfish) is the source of this 3400-nucleotide messenger RNA. Its product is annotated as carcinoembryonic antigen-related cell adhesion molecule 1-like. Lineage: Eukaryota; Metazoa; Chordata; Actinopteri; Siluriformes; Ariidae. The record is from RefSeq and is a predicted model, not a curated record. Bases 146 to 1924 code for a protein of 592 amino acids. The transcript has 11 exons.
UCGCCUGUUGAUUCUGCUCACUUCUCCGGAGGUUUGCGUUCUAACUAAUCGGUUUAUUUGGCGUCACAGCGGGGGAUUAAUCAGCACCGAUCCCUCUGUACAGACUCUUACUGAGAAGCAGCGCUGGAGCUCCGGAUCUCUCCUGAUGGAUUUACACGCUGUGUGCUGCACUCUGCUUCUGCUGACAUGGACAGGAGCAUGUUUUGCCCAACAGCUGUUAUUACCUGAGAAAAUGGAUAAAGCGGUUGGGGAGAAUGUAGUGAUUACCCCAAUCCGUAUUCCUGAUCCACCACACUACAUCAUCAGCUGGAUGUUUAAUGUGAACACCAUUCUCACUGGACCUCCUGAUGGAAUUACAGUACUGCCACCGUACACAGGCAGAGUCAGUCUGAACAGCAGCACUUUAGCUCUGGAGCUCAGGAACCUGGCUGAGAGUGAUACUGGAGAAUAUUCUCUGACUGUAAACACUCCAACUCCAUUCAGAAAUGCCACCUCACUACAGGUGCUUGUUCCCGUCUCCAGCGUUACAAUAGUACCAAGUAACACAGAGCUGAUUGAAUUCAACAGCACUGUGAACAUCGUCUGCUCUGCAUCUGGCUCCUUGCUUUCAUUUAUUUGGCUGAAUGGCAGCUCUGAGGUAACAGCAGGGGGGCGAGUUCAGCUAACAGACAACAACAGCAGUCUGACCAUCACCAGUGUGAUCAGAGGUGACACAGGCCCAUACCAAUGUGAAGCAUCCAACGCCAUCAACAAAGCAAUAAGUUCUAAAUUGAGCCUCACCAUUUACCAUGGUCCCGAAAAUGUUGUUGUUGAAGCAGAUCCAGUGGGAGGUUUCUACAGCCCUGGGUCUAAUGUCAAACUCAUCUGCUCAGCUGAGUCCAGCCCUGCUGCUGAGUUUCAGUGGGCUGUGAAUGGAGCAGAGCUUGGUGAAAUGGGCCAAGAGCUCAGACUGAACAACAUUCAGAGCAGUCAGAGUGGCAAUUACACCUGCAUCGCACAUAACAAACAGACCCUGAGAUACUCCACGUCUGAACCCUUCAGCAUCACUGUAUUCGAAAAAAUACUUGGAGCAACAGUUACUGGAACAACAGAUUUGCUAAUAGAAGGUGUUUCCAAUGCUACAUUAAGUUGUAAAGCGAAUGGAUCCAUCCACAGUGCUAAAUGGAUGAAAGAUAAUCAGAAACUGUUGUCUAGUGACAGGAUCACAUUCUCGAAUAAAAACAGAUCGGUAAUGAUCAGUCCAGUGAGGAGAUCAGACAGUGGUGUAUACCAGUGUACACUCAGCAACCCCAUCAGCUCUGUUAAUGCAACAUACACAGUGAUUGUUAACUUUGGACCAGAUAAUAUGACAAUUAAUGGACCAAGUGAAGUGGAAGUGGGACAAACUGUUAAAUUGAUAUGUAAUACUGAAUCUACACCAAAAGCCUCAUACAAAUGGAUGUUUAAUGGCAGUUUAACUAAAGUGAAUACAACUGAAUAUACUGUGAAGAAUGCUGACUUCACACACACUGGAAAUUACAGCUGCACAGCCUCCAAUAAUGUAACAGGGUUUAACACAUCAGGAUCCCAUGGUCUGGUGGUAAAAGAAAAGGCUGUGGGUGGAGGUGGAGGUGGACUGUCUGCAGGAGCUAUAGCUGGGAUUGUUAUUGGUGUUUUAAUAGGUGUUGCUGCAGUUGUGGGUUUGAUUUUCUACUUCAUGAAAGGCAAAGAAAUGCUGGAAACAAGCUCCAGAGGAAAUAAACAGAAUGGAGCAACAGCAAAUGAAGGACAUGAGUUGCACUAUGCAGAUCUUCAAUAUCAUCAAAGGCAGCCAGGAACACCAACCGUAGCAAAGGCUCACACACCUUCUCAUGCGGUUCAGUAUAAACAGACAACAUCUAAUCCUGGGAUGCAAACCAUUUAUUCUGAUGUGAGGAAGUUAUAGAGUGAGGCAACAGCAUUAGAAGUGGACCACACUGAACAAGCGUGACAAUUAAGCAAUUCUGCAAGAGACAUUUGUGAAUUUGAUCAACCUGUUGUGGAAGAGAAAAUCAUGAGUCCAAGAUCUUGAAGUAACUAAAUGUUUUCUCUGCAGAUUCUGCUUGAAUAGAAAUAGGUAUCAUUGGCUAUUUCAAUGUGACCUUCAGUGAUGUCUGUAUUUAAUCCUUAGAUUUUCUUGCUCUUAAUAUUAUAUAUAGUACAAAUGUAUUAAAACGUAAGAUAGUACUUAUGAAUACAAAUUACAACAAAGUACAAUGAGAUUGAAUGUGCAUUUCCCCAUCAAACAAUGUUGUAUAUUGGACAUUAAAUUGAAAAAUUAUAUAAGAAAAAUGUAUAAAUAUAUACAGUAUAAAUGUAAUAGUAGUAGUUCAUAUAUUAUAUUAGAUGCAAUCUAAAUAAUUGGUUGAGAACUCUGAAAUCAAAUUCCCCAGGCUGUAACAAGUUAAUUACAAUACAUGAAUCAAAAUGCCAUUUAUGUCCUCUAUACAACCUUUAAUUAGAAAUAUGUCUAUUAAAUAUGACUGGUAUUAGGGCAAAGGGCAUUUCAAAAGAAUGUCAUAAGACAUUUGUGCUGGUUAACUGUAUUAGAACCUCUCAGAGACUAACCUCUCAGAGACAAACCCAGACUGUGUUUUUAACCUUUGGACCUGCUUUACUUUGUUACUCAGGGAACUAAAAUGAGGAAGUAAUAAAACUGACAUUUACUGGAUGUUCAGUUAAAAGAAGUGCAAUGGGUAAAAACAUAAAACCAUAUAAUCAUUUGUAAUCAAUAUAACCGUCUCAUGAACAUCAGAUACUUUUCUUUAACAUUCUGUACUAAUUAAAAAAAAAGCUAACAUUUUUGUUAACCUACUGUAUUUUUGUGUUUCAUCUAGACCUACACUACCGUUCAAAAGUUUGGGGUCACCCAGACAAUUUUGUGUUUUCCAUGAAAAGUCACACUUUUAUUUCCCACCAUAAGUUGUAAAAUGAAUAGAAAAUAUAGUCAAGACAUUUUUCUGGCCAUUUUGAGCAUUUAAUCGACCCCACAAAUGUGAUGCUCCAGAAACUCAAUCUGCUCAAAGGAAGGUCAGUUUUAUAGCUUCUCUAAAGAGCUCAACUGUUUUCAGCUGUGCUAACAUGAUUGUACAAGGGUUUUCUAAUCAUCCAUUAGCCUUCUGAGGCAAUGAGCAAACACACUGUACCAUUAGAACACUGGAGUGAGAGUUGCUGGAAAUGGGCCUCUAUACACCUAUGGAGAUAUUGCACCAAAAAACAGACAUUUGCAGCUAGAAUAGUCAUUUACCACAUUAGCAAUGUAUAGAGUGUAUUUCUGAUUAGUUUAGUGAUCUUCAUUGAAAAGAGCAGUGCUUUUCUUUCAAAAAUAAGGAAAUUUCAAAGUGACCCCAAACUUUUGAACGGUAGUGUAUGUAAUUUUAUC